This is a messenger RNA of Ochotona princeps (American pika), 4186 nucleotides long. It is a transcript of the gene MRTFA, whose product is annotated as myocardin related transcription factor A. NCBI's taxonomy places the organism in Eukaryota, Metazoa, Chordata, Mammalia, Lagomorpha, Ochotonidae. The record is from RefSeq and is a predicted model, not a curated record. Gene Ontology annotation, biological process: smooth muscle cell differentiation. Bases 616 to 3531 code for a protein of 971 amino acids. The transcript is spliced from 13 exons.
UGUUAUCUAUAAAUAACACAGAUAAAGAAGCUAGUGGAAUUCUUUUUCAAAAAAUGUGCUCAGCUCACAUACAUGUGUUUGUUUAUAUAUGUCUAAUCCUCGCCCCUGCCUCCCGUCAGUGGCUCAGGGAUGCGGUGUUUGUUUCAGGCGAUUGAGUUGGAUUGUGUUUAAUUUGUCGCUCUUAGCUGCACGAAUGGCAGAGUCCCUUAUGGUAGGGCUUUGAAUAAAACCUCAUCUUCUCUUUUUUCAAACAAGAGGAAAAAAAGUAUUUGAUCUGCUUUCUGAAAGUCUUUCUGUAUGUCUCGCCCCUCCCCCCCCCAGACAACUAGCAAGGGGAGGAGCUCUCGCGGUUCUUACCACACUUCAUAUGUCUUAAGGCGAGCACUUUUUGGUUUCCUGUCGGCAGUAAUUCCACUCUGUGCCAUCUUGACUUGCUUGAAGGGUGGAUGAGUUGGUGACUGUGUUGCGGAGGGGAGUGAGUUCUCACAGUCUGGUUGGAGCGUCAGGCAUGAGCCUGGAUUCGGGAGCGUCUCUGAGCCCUGAACACAGCGUCUUUGCCCUGUGACUUUGACUUGGCUCCUUGUGCUUGGGCUGCUGCUCCUGAGAAGAGCUGUCAUGACUCUGCUGGAGCCCGAGAUGCUAAUGAUGGCCGUGCAGUCAGUGCUUCAGUUGAAGCUCCAACAGCGCCGGACCCGUGAGGAGCUGGUGAGCCAAGGGAUCAUGCCACCUCUGAAGAGUCCAGCUGCAUUUCAUGAGCAGAGAAGGAGCCUGGAGCGGGCCAGGACCGAGGACUAUCUCAAGCGGAAGAUUCGCUCCCGGCCGGAGAGAUCAGAGCUCGUCAGGAUGCACAUUCUGGAAGAGACCUCGGCCGAGCCUUCCCUCCAGGCCAAGCAGCUGAAGCUGAAGCGAGCCAGGCUGGCCGACGACCUUAACGAGAAGAUCGCGCAGCGGCCAGGCCCCAUGGAGCUGGUGGAGAAGAACAUCCUGCCCGUGGAGUCCAGCCUGAAGGAGGCCAUCAUCGUGGGCCAGGUGAACUACCCGAAGGUGGCAGACAGCUCCUCCUUCGACGAGGACAGCAGCGAUGCCUUAUCCCCGGAGCAGCCUGGCAGCCACGAGUCCCAGAGCUCUGUGCCAUCACCCCUGGAGGCCCGAACCAGUGAACCACUGCCCAGUGCCACCUCCAUGUCUCCCACUCAGGUCCUGUCUCAGCUCCCCGUGGGCCAGGACUCCACGGAACUGCUCUUCCCCGCCGAGCAGCCGCCUCCGCCUCCCCCACCCCUGCUGCCUUCCAGCCUUCCUAACGGGAACGCCGGCCCCACUGCCAAGCCAACCCCCACACUCAUUAAGCAAAGCCAAGCCAAGUCUGCCGGCGAGAGGCCACCGCGCACCAAGAAGGCCAAGGAGCCCAAGGCCAAGGUGAAGAAGCUCAAGUACCACCAGUACGUGCCCCCAGACCACCGGCGGGACCGCGGCGCGCCACCCAUGGACUCGGCCUACGCCAGGAUCCUGCAGCAGCAGCAGCUCUUCCUGCAGCUGCAGAUCCUCACCCAGCAGCAGCAGCACUACAACUACCAGACCAUCCUGCCCGCGCCGCCCAAGCCAGCCGGAGAGGCUCCAGGGAAUGCUGGGUCGCCCCCGCUGCGUGGUGUCUCCUCCGCCAGCAGUGGCUCCAGCCCCGGUGUCCCAGGGCCCAGUGGACUGCCGAGGCCGAGCAGCAGCACCCCGCUGACCAACAAGCCUGGAGCCCUGCCAGCCAACCUGGAUGACAUGAAGGUGGCAGAACUGAAGCAGGAGCUGAAGCUGCGGUCACUGCCCGUGUCGGGCACCAAAACAGAGCUCAUAGAGCGCCUGCGCACCCACCAUGACCAGACCAGCGCGGUCCCUGGGGGCCCCAAGGCGCCUGCCUCCUCGCUCCUCUCCAAGGCCGGCGAAGUGGUUGUGGCCUUCCCGGCUGCCCGGCUGAGUACAGGUCCAGCCCUGGUGGCAGCAGGCCUGGCCCCGGCCGAGGUGGUGGUGGCCACAGUGACAAGCGGUGGAGUGGUGAAGUUUGGCAGCACGGGCUCUACACCUCCCGUGUCCCCCACACCCUCCGAGCGGUCACUGCUCAGCACAGGCGACGAGAAUUCCACGCCUGGGGACACCUUCGGUGAGAUGGUGACGUCGCCGCUGACGCAGCUCACACUGCAGGCCUCACCACUGCAGGUCCUGGUGAAGGAGGAGGGGCCACAGGCCACGUCGUGCUGCCUGAGCCCGGGGGCACGUGCUGAGCAGGAGGGCCGCGACAAGGACCAGAUGCUGCAGGAGAAGGACAAGCAGAUCCAGGAGCUGACCCGCAUGCUGCGGCAGAAGCAGCAGCUGGUGGAGCUGCUCCGACUGCAGCUGGAGCAGGAGAAGCGGGCCCAGCAGCUGGCCCCUGGCGCGCUCGGGGGCCCCGUGAAGCAGGAGGGCAGCUUCUCCAGCUGCCCGCUGAGCUGCCCACACCCCAGGCCCACCCCCUCCUUCAGCCCCAGCCCUGCAGCCUCGACGGCCGACCCUGGAGACACUCAGGCCGCAGCCCUGGAGCCCCCCGCCGUGGCAGUGAAGCAGGAGGCCCUGGAGUCCCCCACUGUGGUGGUGAAGCAAGAGGCCCUGGGGCCCGAGCCCAAGCAGGUGCCUGCCUCACAGCUGGUCCUGGGCGCCCAGGGCUCCGGCCUCCUCAAGGGGGUCACGCCUCCCACCCUCAUCACGGACUCCACAGGGACCCACCUUGUCCUCACCGUGACCAAUAAGAACACAGACAGCCCGGGUCGGCCCGCUGGGAGCCCCCCACAGCCCUCCUCCCAGCCCAGCUCUCCUGCCCCUGGCGCCCCUGCCCACAUGGACCUGGAGCAACCCUUCCAGCCCCUGUUUGGGACAGCCUCAGCCCUGAAGACAGAGCCGCCAGGCUACGAGGAAGCUGUGAACCAGCAGCCCAAACAGCAGGAGAACGGCUCCUCAAGCCAGCAGAUGGACGACCUGUUUGACAUCCUCAUCCAGAGUGGAGAAAUUUCAGCAGAUUUCAAGGACCCGCUGUCCCUGGCUGGGAAAGAGAAGCCACCCUCAACAGCAGUCUGCGGGUCACCAUUGGUCCCCCAGCCUUUGCCCUCCACUGAGCUCUCCCAGGCCACCCCACCACCACCGGGCUCACCUGCACUCCCCGGGCGCCUGGAGGACUUCCUGGAGACCAGCACUGGGCUGCCCCUGCUGGCGGGUGGGCAGGAAGGGCCGGAGCCCCUGUCGCUGAUUGACGACCUCCACAGUCAGCUGCUCAGCAGCUCUGCCGUCCUGGACCACCCCCCGUCCCCAAUGGACACCUCAGACCUGCACUUUGCUCCUGAGCCCAGCAGCAGCCUGGGCCUGGCUGACGGCCACCUCGACAGCAUGGACUGGCUGGAGCUGUCGGGAGGCCCUGUGCUCAGCCUGGCCCCGCUCAGCACUGCUUCCCCCAGCCUCUUCUCCACAGACUUCCUUGAUGGCCACGACCUGCAGCUGCACUGGGAUUCCUGCCUAUAGCUCGGACCUGCAGCCGCAGGGCUCCCCGCGCGUAUGGAGUCUUGACAAUCAGGCCCCUCUGCCUUGCCUGUGGGCCGGGCCCUGGCUCCAGCUCCCCAGGGCAGGGGCAGGAGGAGUUGGCGAGGAGUGACCCAUGCCAGGGCCCGGACUGUAUCCAUUUGACCUCCUUUUGUGAGGUCGGAGGUGCGCUGCCUGGCUGACGUGCGGCUGGGCGUCCAGCCACGCUCCCCACGCCAGCCACGCUGAGCCGCAGCAUGGCCGCUGUACAUACCUCUCGUCUGUAUCCACACACGCCGACACGCCCGUGGGAGCUGUGCCGGCUCCCCCACCCUCCUCCCAGGCCCUGCGGCAGGGACACCUUAGGGUGUGCCCCGUGGGGUACAGCUGCCCAGGCCUGCUCAUCACAAGUGCUGGACGUACAGAGCCCAUCACGGCCUCCGCCACCCGUCAGUGCCACGUGGGCAGAGGUGCUCUCCCCCGGCCCACAUUCCAUCCCCAUCACCUCACUGCAGCCAACAAGAAGCUGGGACAGGGGGUGCCUUUUGCCCCACCCUGCCUGCCAUGGGCUAUGAGGUGGUCCUCCUGGUGCCCAGAGCCACUGACCUCGCAUUCUCUGGGGGGCGGGGGGAGCUGUGUGAACUUUGAAAUAAAAGUG